Molecule: messenger RNA, 1260 nt
Organism: Trichosurus vulpecula (common brushtail)
Lineage: Eukaryota; Metazoa; Chordata; Mammalia; Diprotodontia; Phalangeridae
Gene: SCML4
Product: Scm polycomb group protein like 4
Exons: 7
Coding region: 7-1260 (417 amino acids)
Molecular function (GO): protein binding
Source: RefSeq, a predicted model, not a curated record
CUGGUAAUGGCUGAGAUGCAGUCUCCAAGGAUAGCAGGGAGAAAACGAGGCAGACCCCCACUCCACUCAGCACCGAUGAAAAUGACGGUCCACAACCUUUACUCUUCUUCUGCCUGUUCCUUACCGGUUGUGAAGAUCCCAAAGAAGAGAGGCCGGAAACCUGGACACAAGCUGAAGUCUCGUGUUCUAAUGACUCCUUUAGCAAUCUCUCCUCCGCGAAGCACACCGGAGCCAGAUGUCAGCUCCAUCCCCCAGGAUGCAGCCGCCAUGCCCAGCUCGACAGCAGCAGCGCAGGCGCUCACAGUUUGCAUUUAUAUCAACAAACAAGCCAACUUGGGGCCAUACCUGGAAAGGAAGAAGGUACAGCAGCUCCCGGAGCACUUUGGGCCUGAGAGGCCCUCAGCAGUCUUGCAGCAGGCGGUUCAGGCAUGCAUUGAUUGUGCACACCAGCAAAAGACAGUCUUCUCCCUGGUCAAGCAGGGAUAUGGUGGUGAGAUGGUGUCUGUCUCAGCUUCUUUUGAUGGGAAACAGCAUCUCCUGAGCCUGCCGGUGGUGAGCAGCCUUAGCUGUAUCUUAAGCUUCCUGAGGAAGCUGUGUCAGAGCCUGUUGUGUGACAACCUCUUCAGCAGCCAGCCUUUCCCUCAGUACCCCGGGGCUCCUGAGGACAACCCAGAUUAUGAGGACAGGAGGAUGGAGUCAGCCAAAACUGUCAUCUCGGAAGAUUACCUGGCGGACCCUGUGGGUAUGAAGCGCUACGGUGUGGACCCCUCCGAUUCAGCCUUCAAUUGCACGGGCUCUUCCUCUUCCUCCUCCUUGUACUCUGGGAGGCUGAGCUCUGGAGAUGGAUGCCUUGGGAGAGGCCUCACUACUUCCUCCUGCAGUCAUCGAUCUGGCCCCAUGUCCUCCGGUGGCCCCUCAAGUGUUGGCUUGAGGCACCAAGCAUCCAGUCUCAUGAGGAAUGGCACUUAUUUGGAAGGAAACAAAAGUGCCUCGAGUCCUUCUCCAGAUGGACAAGAUGCAGCUCGACCUACCAGCAAGAAUCCCUCCACCUGGACUGUGGAAGAUGUAGUCUGGUUUGUGAAAGAUGCUGACCCUCAGGCCUUAGGACCUCACGUGGAGCUCUUCAGAAAACAUGAAAUUGAUGGCAAUGCAUUGUUACUGCUAAAGAGUGACAUGAUGAUGAAAUACCUGGGCUUGAAACUAGGGCCAGCACUGAAACUUUGCUACCACAUCGAUAAACUCAAGCAGUCCAAGUUCUGA